Messenger RNA from Condylostylus longicornis, 2091 nucleotides. RefSeq lists its product as uncharacterized. The record is from RefSeq and is a predicted model, not a curated record. Bases 311 to 2071 code for a protein of 586 amino acids. Lineage: Eukaryota; Metazoa; Arthropoda; Insecta; Diptera; Dolichopodidae. The transcript is spliced from 4 exons.
UUUUUUUCUCAUAUAUAAAUGAAAUUAAGAAAUUAUUGAAUUAUAAAAAAAAAUAAUUUAAAUUCGUAAUGGGUUUUGUUGUAUUUGUUAUUGAAUAAUUUUUAAAUGCAUUUUUGAAGUAAAUUGUGGGGGUAUUUAAAAUAUUUUUAAAACAAAAACAAGAUAAAAGAAAAAACAUAAUAUUUUUUUUAAAUAAAUUUUAUUAUGCUAAUCGGCGUAAGCUUUCAGUAUAUUAAUAAGAUUUUUGCUGAGUUAAUAAAGUUUUGGCCAUUGAGAAAACUGUCCAGAUCAGAGAAAAUAAACCCACAAAAUGCAUGGAGUGAAGCGCGUAAUCGUUUUCUGCAUUCUAAUAGUAUUGAUACCAUCAACGCUCAUCAUAAUUCCUUUGUAUUUGCGGCACAGUAUUUUUGCAGAUGUUGUUUAUCCUGUGGCUGAAUCCGAUAUAAUUGAAAUACGUGAUGGAAUAUCUUCAAUUUUUUGUCAAAAGCAUACUUUACAUAUGGAUAGUAAUUUUAAUGCUUUUCAACUUUCUAAUAAACCAGAAAUUUCUACAAAUCGAAAACAUAUACGUUUAAAGAAAUCAAUGGUUUUGCCAGAUGAUACUUUAGAAUACUGGGGAUUCUAUUUGUUGAAAGGCGCUAAAGUUGAAUUGAAAUUUUGUUCGAGAUAUGAUGGUUCCAGAAUUUUGGUUGUAAAAGGUGAACGUAAUUUACAAACUUGUGGCCUUUUAGAACAUAAUAAAAAUAAAGUAGGAACAAAUUUCGCGGAAGGUCAUGACAAAGUAAAAGUUAUUUUUGAAGACAAAGAAGAAUUUAAUAUGUCAAAAGAACAUAGAAAUAAAACUGUUAAACAUGAAACCGGUGAUGUAUUCAAUUUGAAUAUUAUUAUGAAUCAUCCACAUAAAGAAAAUUUAACUGAAGAAGAAUUAGAAAAUAAUGGAGGUGAAGAUCUUUCAGAGAUUAAUGAAAAAGAGAGUCACUUAUUAGAUACUAGUACUAUAAUGCCAAAGAUUAAAAGAAAAUAUCCAAAUCAAAUAAAUAAGACUGAAUUACUAAAUAAUGGUAAAAAUAUUAAUUUAAUUUUUAAUACGACCACAAAAAGCAAUGUGGAAAUUUUGAAUGAAACUGGAUUAGAGGCAAAUGAAAAUGAUAAAGAAGCUAAUAAAAAACACACGUUACAUAAUAUUAAUUUUCCAGCACUGGAACCGAAACGGACCAGAAUUGAUUUUGAAAAAGAAUAUGCGACACGUACAAAACCAAUAAAACAUUAUAGUAGUAAUAUUGAAUCACCAUUAAACAAAAAGGAUGGGGAAAAUAAUAAUAAAAAAGAAAAGGAUGAGUCAAAUGUACGAAGAAGACGCCGUCGACAUCAUAUGUCAAAGCAUGAUACAAAUAAAAUGACCAAUAGUGACAUGGAAAAUGAAUAUUUAAGACGGAAAAAAGAACGUGAAGAUAAAAAAAAGAAAAUUUAUCAUGAAUUAUAUGGUAAAAUUUCACAUAGAACGAAACGUGAGCAUGUCUAUGAUAGAAAAAUAUCACAUGGCGGAAAUGCUUUAAAUUUUACUGAAAAACAAGAAUCUAAUUCAAUAUCAAGUUUUGAAAAUAGCUUAUUGACAUGUUAUGAUGGGAAAAUUUUGGUUGCUGAAGGUUUUCCACCAUCACAAAUGUGUACAAAUGUUCAUUAUUUAGCGACAAUGCCAAAUGUUUCACAUAUGAUAACAAGUCAUGAAGUAACUGAAGAUGGCUAUUAUUAUUAUAUUUUUUAUAGUGAUAAUGAUUUGGUUCGAAAUGAUAUUCAUGCAAUAUUUGACAUUUUUAAGCCAACAUUCUUAUAUUCAAACAUAUCAAGUGAUUUAGCUUCACAAAAUUGUAUUAAUACUACGAAUUGUACAUUUAAUUUAAAUUUUUAUAGCGAUGAAUAUGUUGUUGUUGAAGUACCAACAAGAGAUGGAAUUGAACAUGAUGAAGAUGAUAUUACAUAUUUAUAUUCUACUUGUCAUCCAAGGUCUUCCGUAUAUGUUAUAUUCCCAAUUGCAGUUUUAGUAUUAAUUUUAAGUUGUGCGUUUUUAUAGUAGUUAGAUAAUUUAGGAAA